AUGUUGAAACUUUUGGGUCUUACCUCAGCGUCGCCGUCCGGGCCGGAAUUCUCGUCCUCAGAAGAACAGCGACGCGCCCUGCCGGCCUCAUGGUAUCGCUCCGAGGCCAUGUACGAACUUGAGCGCCGCGCUAUUUUUUCCCGCCAAUGGCUACUCCUCACACACAAUCUACGAUUUACAAAGGCCGGUGACUACGUCUCUUUUAAUCUUGCUGGCUUUCCCUUCUUCGUCGUCAAGGACCGUGAUGGAGAAUUCAAUGCCUUUCACAACAUUUGUCGCCAUCGAGCCUACCCCAUCAUUGAACAGGACAGUGGUACCGCUAGGAUUUUUUCCUGCAAGUAUCACGGCUGGUCGUACAGCCUCAAGGGCAGCCUGGCUAAGGCACCACGUUUUGAUACCGUCCCGACCUUCGAUAAGUCUCAAAACGGCCUGCUCCCCAUCCACACACACGUCGACAAUCUAGGCUUUAUCUGGGUGAAUCUUGAAGCGAGUGAAAAGCCAAGUAUCCCGUGGCACGCUGAUCUUGCCAUUGAUGCUCAACCACGGUAUGCUGUCUUCAACCUCAUGCGGGACUAUCAUUUUGACCACACCUGGACGAUGGAUGGUGAUUAUAACUGGAAAACACUCGCCGACAACUACAAUGAGUGCUAUCACUGCCCUACAGGUCAUCCUGGGGUCAAUGCUGUGGCAGAUCUCUCCCAAUAUUAUGUUGAAACAGUCGGGGGGCAAAUCCGACACUUCAAUACGAACAAGGAUGAAGAGGACAGGACCAUGGCCGUUAUAAGCACCUACCUCUUUCCUAACUCAUCCAUCACAGUAACGUAA
Colletotrichum spaethianum is the source of this 825-nucleotide messenger RNA. Its product is annotated as carnitine monooxygenase oxygenase subunit. The transcript has a single exon. The record is from RefSeq and is a predicted model, not a curated record. Gene Ontology annotation, molecular function: 2 iron, 2 sulfur cluster binding; iron ion binding. Bases 1 to 825 code for a protein of 274 amino acids. Lineage: Eukaryota; Fungi; Ascomycota; Sordariomycetes; Glomerellales; Glomerellaceae.